GACCUUGUGCCGCAGAUGGAUACCGAGGAAAGAUUGGGGCAUGGCUGAGGAUCCCAGUGGCCGCAGUGUUGCUAUCCACGAGAGCGCAUACAAGGGCAAAGCAUAGAUCUCAUGUUGUCGAGCGCAGUGCAUCGCUAGCAUUGCCGACGCGGGGAGCUCGCGGGGAAAUAGUGCCUGGCGGCACCGUCUCACACUCAUUUCCACGCUGGCCAGAUGCGGUCUGCUCCAGCGCAGCGCAAGAGGAAGCAACUCAGUGCGGCAGAUUUACCCUGGAAGCGUGUCAAGACUGGCUUCGUCAGUGGAGCGGAAGACGAAGUUGCAGGCGGUCUGCUGGAUUUUGAAGAAGUCGAUGAUGUGCAAGUCAUCACCGAACUCGACGAGAGCGGCAACAAGCACUUUCGCUUUCUCGUCGCGGAAGCAGAGCCGGAGAAGGAAACAGCAACACCGACUGCAAAGCCGUCAUCGAUCAAAAAGAGGACAAAGGACACCAAGGCAGAGCAGAUACGGCACGAAGACGAUACAGCCUCAACGUCUGCUCAGCCUGAUGAUGCUGAGCCGGCUUCAGGCACAGCAGAUGCAGACCAGCUGCUACGAGAGUUUGACUUUGCUCACUUGCCUGGCUAUGUGCCACAAUCCCUUCAUCCCGCGCUGGCACAUGCCAUGCUCGAACUCGGCUUCAGCAAACCUACUCCUAUCCAGAGAGCUACAUUCGAUAUCAUGCUGGGAGCAGACGCUGUCCUGAAAGACAUCAUGGGCAUCGCUCAGACCGGCUCAGGCAAGACGCUGGCAUACGGCUUGCCCAUUCUCGAUCAGAUCUUCAGGCAGAAUGCUAGAUGGCCAUCUAAAGAGCAACCACGCAAGCUGACUGCGCUUAUCUUGCUGCCAACUCGUGAGCUUGCAAUGCAAGUCAAGACACAUCUUGCUACUGUCAUCACAAACGCGAGCAGCGCCGGCAUCGAUACAAAGGGCAAAGGCAAGGGUCCAUAUCCUUUUGCAAAUAUUGUGGCCGUCGUUGGCGGGAUUUCAGUCCUCAAGCAACGUCGUCAGCUUGCUGUUGACCGAGGAAUCGACAUCAUCGUGGCGACACCCGGACGGCUCUGGGAGAUGAUAGAUGAUGACGACGAUUUGGCUCGCAAGAUUGCUGCCCUAGACUACCUCGUGCUUGAUGAAGCGGACCGAAUGGUACAAGCUGGCCAUUUCGUUGAGCUAGACAAGAUCCUCGACCUCACGCGACGCGGCAACAGCAGCUCAAUAUCUCACGACUCAUCUGCUCCUGACGUCGACAUAGCCGAUCAAGAUAAACCAGAUGAUCAAGCCUUCGCAGAGCAGUCUGUCAGGCCAAAUGGCAAUCCUCGCAUGCGCACAAUGAUCUUCUCUGCCACUUUGAGCAAAGAUCUGCAGGUCAAUCUUUCGAUUCCCCAUCUGCGCAAUCUGCGCGCUAUAAGAAAAGCGGGUGGAAGUCAAGGCGCAAUAGAUGAUUUACUGCUGAAAAUUGACUUUCGCGAUCCGGAUCCCGCCCUCAUCAAUCUCUCCUCGAUGCAAGGUACCGUCGACACUCUGCAAGAAUGCUUCGUAGACUGUAUGAUGACUGAGAAGGACCUAUACCUGUACUACUUUCUCAUUCGCUACCCUGGUCGAACCAUCGUCUUCCUAUCUGCCAUCGAUGGCAUUCGACGCUUGCAGCCCAUCUUCAAAGCGCUCCGCAUGCAAGUCGUGCCCCUCCACUCCGGCAUGCAGCAGAAGGCGCGUUUGCGGUCUCUCGAGCAAUUCAAAGCAAACAAGCACGCAAUCCUACUGGCCACGGACGUCGCUGCACGCGGUCUCGACGUGCCGCUAGUCGACCACGUUGUGCAUUAUCAGAUCCCUCGAAGCGCAGACGUAUAUAUCCAUCGCAGCGGCCGUACAGCUCGCGCCGGACGCGAAGGUGUCAGCUUGCAGCUCUGCUCACCUGACGAAAAGGUUGCACAGCGUGCUUUGCUCAGGAGUAUCAACAAAGAGAAAGCACUUGUCGAGCUGCCGAUAGAGCAUUCGAUCCUCGAAACACUCCGAGACAGGGUGGAUCUUGCUCGAAAGAUAGAUUCUGCUCAGCACAAGGCGAAUAAGGAGACGCACGAUCAAGAUUGGCUACGCAAGGCGGCCAAAGAGAUGGAAAUCGAUAUCGAUUCCGAAGAAAGCAGUGCUUCUGACGAGCCUUCUGAUCGCGGUCAUCGGGGCAGUCGGAUACGAAAGGCGCGAGGACAAGCGCAGCAAUUGCAGGCCGAGCUGGACAGAUUGAUCCAGCAGCCUUUGCGGAUCAGAGGCGUUUCGGCCAAAUACCUCACAUCCGGCUCACAUGCAUUUGUCGAUGAUCUCCUAGCCUCGAAAAAUCACGCGGCAGUGCUUGGGCUGAGCGCUUCUACCGCCGUUGGUGAUGUCAAAGCACGCUCUAGGAAGGAAAAGCCGCCGCGCGAAGAAGCGCACCAUGCUUGAUCUGCCGGAUGCAUUGUAACUGCUCGCUGCAUUUGCAGACAAGAGUAAAUCACGUGAUCAUGAGAUUAGAUUGAUUGUCGAUCUUUUCGAGCAGGUUUGCCUUUCGCGGCACGUGUCGCGAGUGCGCGCCAUCUCUCGCCAGUCUUCGGAAGCGAGAUUGCGAGGGUUGCCUUGUGCGUCAAUGCAAUAUGGCCUAGCCAUUCA
Molecule: messenger RNA, 2673 nt
Organism: Mixia osmundae IAM 14324
Lineage: Eukaryota; Fungi; Basidiomycota; Mixiomycetes; Mixiales; Mixiaceae
Exons: 8
Coding region: 214-2469 (751 amino acids)
Cellular component (GO): nucleolus
Molecular function (GO): nucleic acid binding; ATP binding
Source: RefSeq, a predicted model, not a curated record